GGUGGAUCCACAGGAGCAGACUGACAUCCAGGUGGAGGCAUCAAUUUGGGGAAGCUCCCAUUUGAGGAAAACCACCCAGUGCGCAUGCGUGGAACAUUCGAUCACUGCUACUGUAGCUAACGGCUAGCUACGAAGCCAGUCAACAUGGAGAGAAAAGUUUUGGCACUCCAAGCGAGGAAGAAGAGGGCGAAAGCAAAGAAAUCCACUAAAAAGCAGACGGCCCAACCCAGAACUCAGCAGCAGCCACAGCCAGAAGCCUCGCCCCAGGAACCUGAGGAGGAAAUCCUCGGCUCAGAUGAUGAGGAGCAGGAGGACCCCAAUGACUACUGCAAGGGCGGCUAUCACCAUGUGAAAAUAGGAGACCUUUUCAACGGGAAAUACCAUGUGAUUCGGAAACUGGGCUGGGGGCAUUUCUCCACCGUGUGGCUGGCCUGGGACAUCCAGGUGAAGAGGUUUGUUGCCAUGAAGGUGGUGAAGAGCGCAGAGCACUACACAGAGACAGCAGUCGAUGAGAUUAAACUCCUCAGAUCUGUAAGAAACUCAGACCCCAAUGAUCCCAACAGAGAGAUGGUGGUCCAGCUGCUAGAUGACUUUAAGAUCUCUGGUGUCAAUGGAACUCAUGUGUGUAUGGUCUUUGAGGUCUUGGGACAUCACCUGUUGAAGUGGAUCAUCAAAUCUAAUUACCAAGGCCUGCCUCUUCCAUGUGUUAAGAGCAUCAUAAGACAGGUUCUCCAAGGCCUAGAUUACCUGCACACAAAGUGCCAGAUCAUCCACACAGACAUUAAGCCGGAGAAUAUCUUGAUGAGCGUUGAUGAGCCAUACAUCAGGAGGCUGGCAGCCGAGGCCACAGAGUGGCAGAGGGCCGGGGCGCCUCCUCCCUCCGGAUCAGCAAUAAGCACAGCGCCCACACCAAAACAAACAGCAAAAAUGUCUAAGAACAAGAAGAAGAAAUUAAAAAAGAAGCAGAAACGUCAGGCGGAGCUGCUGGAAAAGUGUAUCAUGGACCUGGAGGAGAUGGAAAAGACCCCAGAUCUUCGAGAGGAGGAAGAGGAUGAGGACGAAGAGCCGCAGUCACCCAAGGCCAGGGCGUGUGCUCCUCUCAGACAGGUGUCUCUUCAGGACAUAGGAAAUGAGGAAUCAGCAGGGAGCAGUGUUAACGCAGAUUUGAUGAGGAUGGGACCAGAGGGGCUGCCAGAGGUGAACUGUAAUGGCAUUUCCCAUGUGGAGGCAAAGGAGAGGAAGGACCAGUGGAGGGACGAAGACCAACACAACGGUAACACAGGAACCGCAGAGGAAUGUGCCACUCAGGGGGAACUCCAGGAGUCCCCUGUUCACCCCAUCUGCAACGGUGUGGACUCUGUGGAGCUCAAGGAGCUGGACAUUGACACUGAAGACAGAGGAGCUUUCAGCAGUGAGGAUGAGAGAGGAUCUCCUGGUGGGCUGGAGGAGGGAGAACUGGAGCAAAUCCGGUGUCGAGAGGCAGAGGAGGGGCGUAACUGUCAAUAUGGAAUCCAGGAGGGCCUGAGAAACGGCAAGGUAGCAGCAGGAGCCUUGCUAGUCAACCCCCUUGAGCCACUCAAUGCAGACAAGAUCAAGGUCAAGAUUGCAGACUUAGGAAAUGCCUGCUGGGUGCACAAGCACUUUACAGAGGACAUCCAGACACGGCAAUACCGGUCCUUAGAGGUGCUUAUUGGCUCUGGAUACAGCACGCCAGCUGAUAUAUGGAGCACAGCUUGCAUGGCCUUUGAACUGGCCACAGGCGACUACUUAUUUGAACCACAUUCUGGCGAAGAUUAUUCCAGGGAUGAAGACCACCUCGCUCUCAUUAUUGAGUUGCUUGGUAAAAUCCCGCGACACUAUGCUCUGAGUGGGAAAUUCUCACAGGAAUACUUCACCAAGAGAGGUGACUUGAAGCACAUCACCAAGCUGAAGCCCUGGGGACUGCUGGAGGUGCUGGUUGACAAGUACGAGUGGCCCGAAGAAGCACAGUGCUUCACUGACUUCCUGCUUCCCAUGCUGGAGCUCGUCCCCGAGAAGAGAGCCACUGCGGCAGAGUGCCUGCGCCACCCCUGGCUCGCCCUCUAGUGGAGCCCUCCAGCCAUUGCACCUCCCUUUCCCCUCUCUCCAGAGACUGCAACAGAUCACUUUCCAGUUUGGGCAUAUCAGAUGAAUAUUUAUUUCUCUUUUGUUUUCAUUGUUUUGGAUUUCUUAUGUUUUGUUGUUAAUGCUUCUAUGUAUGUUUGCUUUGUAUUGUUGGUUCUUCUCUCCCUUUGUGCUGAUGAUGCUAGGAAUCCAGUGGGUUGUAUUAUUGUUGUUAUGUUGGCUCAAACUGCUGUGCUCCAUUCACCAAUUUAAGCAAACCUGUUAUUGUAAUGCUAGUGACUCAUCCUUGUUUGGUUUCACUCCUGCACUAAACCCCAAACAAAUCAAGGAUAUGUAGCCUUUAUUGCUCAGUUUUGUUUCCAUAAAAAGGACUUGACAUCCACUUUUUUUCUCGCAAUUUCAUUAGUGUUUUUUUUUUUUGUUGUUGUUUUUUUUUUUUUUUAUGAAUUGUUUUAUCUUAUAUUACACAUUUAAGUCAUAUAUUUUGUAUUUGUAAAGUAGUGUUAGGAAGUUGCACACUGGGCUGACAUAUUUACACUGACCGUAGUCAUCUUAUACACAGCAUUUCUGCAGACAGCAUCACUUGUUUAAGUUUAUUGAGACAUCCACUGUCUGAAAAUGUAGGCCAUAUUUAGUCAUAGUAAAAUCUGUUAUCAGCUGGUAUCUAGUGUGGUCAGUCAAUUGUAAUAAACAAGAUCUUUCAUUCUCAUGGGAGGCUGGUAUUCUCAUACACUUAUUACAAUUCAGGAAUAUAAUGUUUGGGAAGGUUUCAACAACAUGAUAUGUUAAGAGGCCCAAUUUAAAGGAAAAUAAGUGAAAAUAAACUCUGUAUAUACCUGUACCAAAGAGUUUGCCUUUAUGUAUAUUACAGUUGUGUACAGUUUUUAACAAAUCUCACUAUGUCUUAGGUGAAAGUACUUAGCGGGUAGUUGUUUUAAUAAAAGUGUUUGGAAGAAGUGUUCAAGCUCAUUUGUAUGUAUGGCCAACUGUUCAAUAAUUCCCUUUUUCCCCAUAGAAUUGGUGAGGCGUGAUGAUGCAACUGUAUCCCAGAAUUAUCACAUCAGAUUAAUAUAUGCAUCAUGUAUUUAGGCUAAGGUUCAGGUAGAUACACACAGUUUGAGUUACCGUCAAGAUUCAAGAGCUUGUAGAUGUGUGUGAGAUGUCAAUUUGCAGAACUUUGUACUACACACCAUACAAUAAAACAUGUUCGUACUGUA
This is a messenger RNA of Myripristis murdjan (pinecone soldierfish), 3320 nucleotides long. It is a transcript of the gene srpk1a, whose product is annotated as SRSF protein kinase 1a. Gene Ontology annotation, molecular function: ATP binding; protein serine/threonine kinase activity. The record is from RefSeq and is a predicted model, not a curated record. Gene Ontology annotation, cellular component: cytoplasm; nucleus. NCBI's taxonomy places the organism in Eukaryota, Metazoa, Chordata, Actinopteri, Holocentriformes, Holocentridae. Gene Ontology annotation, biological process: intracellular signal transduction; regulation of mRNA processing; peptidyl-serine phosphorylation.